AUGAACUCAACCCGCCAGAACGUCGAGGAAUUAUUCAUCGGACCAGAGAUCGACGUCUCUCGGCUCCGUGUUCUUCUGAUCAGUGGAAAACUUGACCCCCACAGUAAAUUACGUUCAAAAGUCUGGCAAAUCCUCUUAGGAUAUCUUCCUCCAAACCAACUCACAUGGGGAGAAGUCAUUCAACAAAAGACUCAACAGUACAAGACAAGUACAACACAGGUCCUCCCUUCUAUCGUUGGAACUUCAGACUUUUUGGAUUGUCCACAGCUCACUCCAAAGAAGUGUACAAGUCCACUCAAACAAAAACAUUCCCCUUUACUCACUGAGUCGCAACUGACGUUUAAUUCAGAAAAGUCGGGCUCGGAGUCCGAUAAGAAUUCCGACGAUGAAGGAGUCUUAGUGGGAUCAAGUCAUUCAUUCGAACAACCAAACCCUGUUCUGAACUUACCAGAACGCUCUCAAUCCUCCGCAGCUUGGUUCUCUCCACGAGGAUUUUUCGACAGUAUCAUCCGGUCCCGUUCUAACUCAACCCCCAAGAAGGAGAAGUGCGCCUCGACUAACGCGACAAGAAGCCAACUGCGGACAAUCAACAACGACGUCCCCAGAACAGCUACUUUGCUCAAGUUUCCAGAGGAAGAGGCUGAGAUCCAUAGAAAUGCACUUCGUCGUAUUUUGUAUACCCUGUUGUGUGUCGACAACAUCAAGUACACUCAAGGCGAAAAUGAAAUAGCGGCAGUCCUUUACUACGUCUUUGCUGUCACCCCAAAUAUCAUUGAUUAUUACGCGGCAGAGGUUGCCGCGUAUUACUGUAUGAAGACUGUGAUGGGGGAGUACUCUCAUUACUUCAAUGAGAAAGAAGACGACAAACCAGAGGGGAUCAACACGGCGAUGAACGAAGUCAUGAGAAUACUAAGAGAAGAAGAUAACGAGUUGUACAACAACAUGAAAACAAAGAAUGUUGAAAACGCGUUGUAUUUGUUGCGAUGGAUCUCCUUAAUGAUGGCAGAGGAGUUACCAACAGACUCGUUGAUAUUACUGUGGGACAGACUUCUGACUGAUUUGAAGUCAAAGAAGUAUUUGAUGUAUUUCUGCGUGUCAAUGCUCCUCUCCGUCAAGGAAGAAAUCAUGUCCACUGGGUUCUGUGGAACACUGAAAAUCCUCCAAAAAUUCCCAAGAAGAGAAUUCAAUGAUUUGGAUAUGUUCACUCGCUAUAUGAUUAAAUACCCAAAGAAGGUCAGAGACCCGUAUGGGUGCGAUAGAAUCUCGUCACCCUUGAGCGUGUUCAUGACCUCCAGAAUCCCUAAACGUUCUUGUACUACACCAAGCGGAUUCCAACCUCUUCUUUUCACGUCAAUUAUUUGA
Messenger RNA from Entamoeba invadens IP1, 1362 nucleotides. RefSeq lists its product as hypothetical. Gene Ontology annotation, biological process: intracellular protein transport; activation of GTPase activity. The record is from RefSeq and is a predicted model, not a curated record. The coding region runs from base 1 to 1362 and encodes 453 amino acids. NCBI's taxonomy places the organism in Eukaryota, Evosea, Mastigamoebida, Endamoebidae. The transcript has a single exon. Gene Ontology annotation, molecular function: GTPase activator activity.